Messenger RNA from Ochotona curzoniae (black-lipped pika), 2544 nucleotides. RefSeq names its product vomeronasal type-2 receptor 116-like. Gene Ontology annotation, cellular component: membrane. The record is from RefSeq and is a predicted model, not a curated record. The transcript has 7 exons. Gene Ontology annotation, biological process: G protein-coupled receptor signaling pathway. The coding region runs from base 1 to 2544 and encodes 847 amino acids. Gene Ontology annotation, molecular function: G protein-coupled receptor activity. Lineage: Eukaryota; Metazoa; Chordata; Mammalia; Lagomorpha; Ochotonidae.
AUGGCCGACCUUCCCUGCCUCGUGUGCCGGCUGCCUGGUAACCACAACUGCUUUCAUGUCAUGGACCAUGGUAAUUCCCAGGAUGGAGAUGUGCUGCUGGCUGCCUUCUUACCACUAUGUUUAUACUAUGUCGAGAUAAUCCCGAACAAUCCUGAAGAACACCUCAUGUUUGAAUGCUUUCAGUCCAAGAACUUCCAGUACGUGCUGGCCCUGAUGUUUGCUAUUGAGGAGAUCAACAGGAACCCCCACCUCCUGCCCAACCACACUCUAGGAUUUGAUCUCUUCAAUGUCAUGCACAGCAAUGUGAGGAUGCUGAAGAAUGCACUCAUGUGGCUGACAGGGAUAAACACAAUCAUCCCUAACUACACAUGCAGGAGAGGGGCCAAGGCUGUGGCAGUUCUAUCAGAGACUGGAAUUUCCAUCCAGAUGGGGAUGCUGCUGGAACUGUACAGAAUCCCACAGCUCACACUGGGUCCUUUGGAUCCUCUUCUGAGUGACAGCAGCUUGUUUCCCUCUGUCUAUCAGAUGGCCCCAAAGGACACUUCUCUGGCCCUCGCCAUGGUCUCCCUGAUGCUGCACUUUGGCUGGACGUGGGUGGGGCUGCUUGUCUCCGAACACCAGAAGGGUGUGGUGUUUCUGUCCGAUUUGAGAGCAGAGAUGCAUGAGCAUGGCCUCUGCCUGGCCUUUGUGGAGCUGAUACCAGUCAACUACCACUUUGUUCCCUCAGUAGAGUUAAAACAGCCAACCCGCAUCAUGAUGUCCUCAGCCAAUGUGGUUGUUCUGUUUGGUGACACAGAAUCAUUUACCAACCUGAUAUUGGUGCUGACAAAGUCGCUGAUCACAUGGAAGGUCUGGGUCACUACCUCCCACUUGGACUUUGCCACCAGUAUGCAAAACUUCCUGCUGCAUUCCUUCCACGGUGCCCUCGUCUUCACUACGCAAAACAGAGAGAUCUCUGGUUUCAGACCCUUCCUGCAAACAGCAACUCCUGCCAAGUAUCCAGAAAACAUUUACCUUGCCCUGUUCUGGCCUCUGGCCUUUAACUGCUCCAUUUCCGAUGCUGACUGUAGGACACUGCAAGGUUGUCCCCCAAAUGCCUCCCUGGAGUGGCUGUCCUGGCAGGAUUUUGACAUGACAAUGAGUGAAGGGAGCUACCACAUAUACAAUGCUGUGCAUGCUGUGGCCCACUCUUUACACAAGAUGCAUGAACAUGCAUCAGAAGUGCAGCCAUCAGGGCCUGAUGGGACUACAAUGAUUCCCCACUGGCAGGUGCAUCCCUUUCUCAAGAGCCUCCAGUUUACAAAUCCUGCUGGUGACCCUGUGAACCUGGACCAGAAAAGAAAGCUGGCUGCAGCAUAUGACAUUCUGAAUUUCUGGAAUUUUCCCCAAGGACUUGGCCAUACCAUGAAAGUGGGACAUUUCUCCCCCUAUGAUCCACCAGGCCAACAGUUGUCUCUCUCUGAGGAGCUGAUAGAGUGGGCCACUGGGAUCACACAGCCCCCACAAUCAGUGUGCAGCACCAGCUGUGGUCAUGGGUUCCGGAGAACCACUCGGGAGGGAGCGCCCACCUGCUGUUUUGGCUGCACCCUCUGUCUAGACAAUGAGAUUGCCAAUGAGACUGAUAUGGACCAGUGUGUGGCAUGUCCUGAUCACCAGUAUGCCAACGCAGAGCAUGACCGAUGCCUGGACAAGAAAGUGACAUUUCUGGCUUUCAAAGAUCCCCUGGGAAUGGCCCUGGCCUGCACAGCUCUGUCAUUCUCCAUCCUCACAGCUGCCAUCCUAGGGGUCUUUGUGAAGCACCAAGACACACCCAUCGUCAAGGCCAAUAACCGCACCCUCAGCUACAUCCUACUCAUUGCCCUCCUCCUCUGCUUCCUCUGCUCCUUCCUCUUUAUUGGGCGUCCCAACACAGUCACCUGCCUGCUAAGACAAAUCACCUUUGCCCUUGUGGGCAAAGUGGGCAAAGUGGCUGUUUCUGCUGUGCUGGCAAAAACCAUCACUGUGGUUCUGGCCUUCAAGGCCAUGAAACCUGGAAGGACAAUGACGCGAUUGCUGUUGUCAGCAGCCCCAAAUUCUGUCAUUCCCAUCUGCUUCUUCAUCCAACUGACUGUCUGUGGCAUCUGGCUGGGAGUCUCUCCUCCCUUUGUGGACACAGAUGCACACUCUGAGCAUGGACACAUCAUCCUCUUGUGCAAUGAGGGCUCCAACACUGCUUUCUUCUGUGUUCUGGGGUUCCUGGGCUUGUUGGCCCUGGGGACAUUCACUGUGGCUUUCCUUGCCAGGAAGCUGCCUGACACGUUCAAUGAAGCCAAGUUCCUGACCUUCAGCAUGCUGGUGUUCUGCAGUGUGUGGGUGACCUUCCUGCCUGUGUACCACAGUACCAAGGGGAAGGUCAUGGUGGCAGUGGAGGUCUUCUCCAUCUUGAUCUCCAGUGUAGGUCUGCUGGCCUGUAUCUUUGCCCCCAAAUGCUACAUUAUUCUUUUCAGGCCUGAAAAGAACUUUCUGAAAGCAUUCAGGAAUACUCCUUCUAAGAGCAGCUCGUAG